UAAUACGAAGCGGGAAUUUGAUGAUUUGAUCCCAAGUGGUUCAGAAAAUGGAGGAUUCCAGAGAGAUUGAUGAGACGGAGAGAAUGGAAGAGGAGACGACGACGGCAGGCCAAAACGACGGUAGUUCAAAGCGGAUUCAGCCCUGGAACAAACACAUAACCAUUCGAGGACUGGUGGCGAGUUUAUUGAUCGGGAUUAUCUACAGUGUGAUCGUAAUGAAGCUUAAUUUGACGACUGGUUUGGUCCCAAAUCUCAACGUUUCUGCUGCACUUUUGGCCUUCGUGUUCAUUAGAACAUGGACGAAGCUGGUUCAUAAAGCUGGCUUCGUAACGACGCCGUUUACCAGACAAGAGAAUACCAUCAUUCAGACAUGUGCUGUUGCUUGCUACAGCAUUGCCGUUGGAGGUGGAUUUGGGUCUUAUUUAUUGGGAUUAAACAAGAAGACAUAUGAGCAAGCAGGGGUUGAUACAGAAGGGAAUUCAGCUGGGAGUUAUAAAGAACCUGGGAUCGGCUGGAUGACUGGUUUUUUGUUUGUUACCAGCUUCGUUGGUCUUUUGGCUUUGGUUCCUCUCAGAAAGAUUAUGAUCAUCGACUACAAAUUGACAUACCCAAGUGGAACAGCUACAGCAGUGCUCAUCAAUGGCUUCCAUACUCCCAAAGGAGACAAAAUGGCCAGGAAGCAAGUUGUGGGGUUUGCGAAAUUCUUCACAGGGAGUUUCGCUUGGGCUUGUUUCCAGUGGUUCUUUUCAGGAUCAGGCAAAUGUGGAUUCACAUACUUUCCUACAUUCGGGUUAACAGCAUAUGCAAACACGUUUUAUUUUGAUUUUAGUAUGACUUACAUAGGAGCAGGAAUGAUAUGUUCGCAUCUUGUGAACUUGUCGUUGCUUGCAGGAGCCGUGCUAUCAUAUGGUGUAAUGUGGCCACUCAUAGGUGACCGCAAAGGCAAUUGGUUUCCUGCAAGUUUAUCAGAAAGCAGCAUGAAGAGUCUAAAUGGCUAUAAGGUUUUCAUUUCGAUCGCGCUUAUCCUAGGAGAUGGUCUAUACAAUUUUCUCAAGAUCACUUUCUUCACUGCAAGAAACAUAUAUACCACCUCAAGAAAGAACCCUAAAACCAACCCAGAUAGCAACAAUCAACCUCUCGAUAACCUCCAAAAAAACGAGGUGUUCUUGAGAGAAAGCAUUCCCUUCUGGGUUGCAGCGAUUGGUUAUGUGAUCUUCUCGGUUGUUUCCAUUAUUAUCAUCCCAAUCAUGUUUCCGGAGCUCAAAUGGUAUUUUGUUCUGGUCGCCUAUGUUAUUGCACCAUCUUUGGGCUUUUGUAAUGCCUAUGGUGCUGGUUUAACAGACAUGAAUAUGGCAUAUAAUUACGGGAAGGUUGCUCUUUUUGUGCUUGCUGCAAUGUCCGGAAAGCAAAAUGGUGUUGUGGCUGGACUUGUUGGAUGUGGUUUGAUAAAAUCAAUGGUCUCGAUUUCCUCUGAUUUGAUGCAUGAUUUCAAGACGGGUCAUCUGACCCUUACUUCACCUAGGUCAAUGCUGGUUAGCCAAGCUAUUGGGACGGCCAUCGGAUGUGUGGUGGCUCCUCUCACGUUUUUCCUUUUCUACAAAGCAUUUGAUGUUGGGAAUCCAGAUGGAGAAUAUAAAGCUCCUUACGCCAUUAUUUACCGCAAUAUGGCAAUUCUAGGCGUCGAAGGAUUCUCUGCACUGCCUCACCAUUGCUUACAGCUCUGUUAUGGGUUUUUUACGUUUGCCAUGAUGGCGAAUUUGGUACGGGACACCUCUUCAAAGAAAAUAGGGGCAUGGAUUCCGUUACCAAUGGCUAUGGCUGUGCCGUUUCUUGUUGGGGCUUAUUUCGCUAUCGAUAUGUGUAUGGGAAGUCUAUUUGUGUUUAUAUGGCAUAAGAUCAAUAAGCAGAAGGCAAACCUGAUGGUACCUGCUGUUGCUUCAGGUUUGAUUUGUGGUGAUGGAUUAUGGAUUCUUCCUUCCUCAAUCCUUGCAUUGGCUGGAGUCAGACCUCCUAUCUGCAUGAGCUUUUUGCCUACAAAGAACUAAUGAAGUUGGGAUUAUUCAAACGAAAUUACACAUCCCUUGGCAGUUUUGUUAUAAAGAUUAGAAGUUUAGAACUCUGAUGAUUGUAACUCGCAUGUAAUAUAGAAUAAAUAGAAAGCGUAAUAAACAUAAAAUUGUACCAACCAAAUAUUGUAAUAGUAGAAAACAUGUGAAUCAAGAUUCAAGGGUUCUAAGAGUGUAAUUUGCACUUUUUUCACAAAA
Cynara cardunculus var. scolymus (artichoke) is the source of this 2264-nucleotide messenger RNA. Its product is annotated as metal-nicotianamine transporter YSL3-like. Gene Ontology annotation, molecular function: oligopeptide transmembrane transporter activity; iron-nicotianamine transmembrane transporter activity. Lineage: Eukaryota; Viridiplantae; Streptophyta; Magnoliopsida; Asterales; Asteraceae. Bases 48 to 2045 code for a protein of 665 amino acids. The record is from RefSeq and is a predicted model, not a curated record. The transcript has 7 exons. Gene Ontology annotation, biological process: seed development; response to iron ion. Gene Ontology annotation, cellular component: plasma membrane.